AUGAGUAAGAAGAAUCCAUUGGUUUUCUUGGACGUGUCCAUUGAUGGAGAUCCCGUGGAAAGAAUGGUUUUUGAGCUUUUCUCUGAUGUUGUUCCCAAGACUGCCGAAAAUUUUCGUGCUCUCUGUACAGGGGAGAAGGGAAACAGUAAAAAAACUGGAAGACCUCUACACUACAAAGGAACUUUUUUCCACAGCAUUAUCAAAGGAUCCAUGGCUCAGGGUGGCGAUUUUCUUAGACGAGAGGGGGCUUAUGGAGAAAGCAUAUAUGGUGGAAGGUUUCCAGAUGAGUCGUCCAAGCUAAAGCAUGAUUGCCCUGGUCUUCUGUCGAUGGCAAUUGCUGAUCGUGAUACACGUGGUUCUCUAUUUAAUAUCACUUUCAAGGCUAAUCAUCAUCUUGACAGGAAAUAUGUAGUCUUCGGGAAACUUGUUCAAGGACAUGAAGUUUUGAAAAAGAUUGAACAAGCCGGCGAUGAAGAUGGGCGACCAGCAGUAACUGUGAAGAUAAUUUAUUGUGGUGAAAUUGGUGAGAGUGAGAAUCAGAAUGCUGCUGUGUUGGAGAAUGAGAAAAAGAAAGUGAAUAAAUUGAAAAUGGGGAAGGAUGCUUCUUCGGAGGCAAACAGUCAGGAAAUACGGCGUAGGGGAAAGCACAAGAAAUCUUUAAAAGAGAGAAGGAAAAAGAGAAGAAGAUAUUACACAUCUGAAUCAGACAGUUCCUCAGACUCCGAGACUGAAACAUCUGAAUCUGAUAGUGAUUCUGACUCAUAUAUAUCUUCUUCAACUGACAUAAGCUCUUCAAGUGCUGACAAGCGUAGGAAGAGAAAGAGAUCUUCUAAGAGAGACAAAUAUAGGCGUGGGAAAAGGAGGGAUAAACGGCGUGAAAAAAAGCGCAAGAGGCGUGAUAAGAGAUCAAAACGCAGAUCAAAAAGGGAACUGGAUGGGCUCUCUGAGAGUGGAAGUGGAAGUAGCUCUGAAGGUAACACUGGUGAUGUUGGAAAGCUAGAUUGGAAUCCUAAAGCCCUGGCUAAGACAACUGUUGGAAAUCUGUCUCCUGUAGUUCAGGAGAGGGAAGCUGAUUCCACUCAACAUAAAAAGGGGGAGGUGAGGGAUAUACUCGACAGGGAAGAGGGUGAAUUCCCUAAAGAAAAUGGAGAGCACCUGAGCAACGGGAUUAACCUGCAAAAUGGAUCUGACAAGAGUACUGAUAGACAACCUGAUGUUGUAGAUGAUCACCCUGGCAAAUCUAGGAGCCGAAGCGCAAGUCCUAAAAAGACCAUGAGUAAGAGUAUGAGUAUAAGUCCCAAGAAGAGUCUGAGCAACAGCCAGAGUGUGAGCCCCAAACGGAGUGUGAGCAAGAGUGCAAGUAUCAGUGGAAGCCCUCCUCUGGUUUCGCGGAGAAGCAGAAGCAUCAGCAGAAGUCCAGUUAGAAGUGGGAGCAACAGGAGCCCCGCUAGAAGUGGAAGCAGAAGUCCAGUGAGGGGCAAGAGAGGAAAAAGCAUCAACCUGAGCCCAGUGAGAGGCCACCCUCAAAGAAGCUUUAGCAGGAGUCCCACAUCAUCCCCCCCUCGGAGGAGCCUUAGCCGGAGCCCACCUAGAACCUCAUCAAGAAAGUCAUCCCGGAAAUCGGUGAGCAGAAGCCCUAUGAGACCAUCUCGAAGAAGCAUAAGCAGAAGCCCUGUUAGACUAUCUCGAAGAAGCAUAAGCAGAAGCCCUGUUAGAUCAUGUCGAAGAAGCAUAAGCAGAAGCUCUGGUAGGGCCCCUUCUAGGAGAACUGCCAGUCAAAGUCCGGUUAGAGCACCAGCAAGGAAUAAUCGCCGGAGCUAUUCAAGGAGUCCUGUAAGUGCUGGACGGAGGGCAAGGUCACCUAUUUCUGAUCAUGCAAAAAGUUCAUCGAGAAGUCCUUCGCCAGAUGGGUCCUCCAAGCGCAUUAGAAGGGGGAGAGGUUUCAGUGAGCGAUUCUCUUUUGUACGAAGAUACCGGAGCCGUUCUCCUGAUCGUUCUCCAGUAAGAUCAUAUCGAUAUGGUGGUAGAGGUGAUCGUGACAGAUAUUCAACUUACAGGAGAUCACCUAGGCGUUACCGGAGCCCAAUAAGAGGAAGAACUCCUCCAAGAUACAGAAGCAGAAGAAGUAGGACGAGGAGCCAUAGUGUCUCACGGAGCCCUAUCCGCUAUCGCAACCGACGAUAUAGUCGCAGCCCCAUUCGCAGCCGUUCUCCUGUGGAUACAUCUAGAUAUCGUGCAUCCCCACGUGCUGAGAGACGUAGAUCACCUUCCCGUGGCAGGAGCCCAUCUAGAUCAAGGUCUUCACGUGACUCACAAUCUCCUAAGGUGGCAAGCAAAGAGAAGUCACAGUCAAGGUCAUCUUCUGGUAGUCCCCUCCCCCCUGGGAAGAAAGGCCUGGUCUCUUAUGGAGAUGGCUCUCCCGAUUCUGGCCAAAGGUAAGAGCAUGGUAGUGGUGGUCGUGGUGGUGGUAGUUGGUGGUCUGGAUAAGCGUCGAUCACUCCUGACAACUGGUGGCUUAUGUUUUCCCCAGUGGAUGAUGAAUGAUGUUGCUCUGGCAGAGGUAGUGCGGAUGUUACAGAUGAUAUUUUACUUCCUUUCGGAUGAUGGUGUGUUUCGAAGGUGUAUGCUUAAUAAUAGAUGUUCUUUGCGUUGCAUCCUUGUGCUUGCAGUCAUGAAUAUUCUUGUUAUGAAGUUGCUUGGGCCCUUCUUGUAGUUGAAGGUAACUUUGAGCUGAGCGAGCUUGGAUUGCAUUUAGGAAGCUGGAUAAUGAUUUCUAGAUCUGAUGAGAUUUGAGAAAAUUGGUCUGUGUUUGUUAUAAACCGGUGAUACGAUUUAGUAAUCACUUUUUGUUAAAUUUGUCUUUUGAAUUUGCGGUGAAAAUGGUGAUAUUUUU
Messenger RNA from Ilex paraguariensis (yerba mate), 2893 nucleotides. Lineage: Eukaryota; Viridiplantae; Streptophyta; Magnoliopsida; Aquifoliales; Aquifoliaceae. The record is from the annotation of a GenBank genome assembly.